GGCGCUGGAUUGGAUAUGGCUUUGAAGCUCUUGGAGCGCAUGUCGCAGGCGGAUAAUGUGUUCCAAUCGCUGCGCCCGCUCACGUAUAUAUCGUUGGUGGGUCUGGCGCCGUUUCGAUUGAACCUAAAUGCGGACAAGGAAGUGCACACAUCAACGUACUCCUUUAUCGCCGGAAUUGUACACUAUUUGUUCUUUGUGGUGUGCUUCGUGGCAUCUAUAUCCGAGGGGGAUUCCAUUAUUGGCUACUUUUUUCAGACAAACAUAACCAAACUUGGCGAUGGCACCUUGCGAUUAACGGGUAUUAUUGCCAUGUCCACAAUCUUUGGAUUUGCCAUGUUCAAGCGCCGGCGACUGGUCAGCAUCAUACAAAACAACAUCAUUGUGGACGAGAUCUUUGUGCGGCUGGGCAUGAAGCUGGACUAUCGAAGAAUUCUUCUAUUCACCUUUCUCAUCUCCCUGGGCAUUGUCAUCUUUAACGUUAUUUAUCUGUGUGUCAGCUAUGGAUUGUUGGUCAGUGCCACCAUCUCACCAUCCUUUGUCACCUUUACGGCGUUUGCCCUGCCCCACAUCAACAUCAGUCUCAUGGUCUUCAAGUUUCUGUGCACCACCCACUUGGCCCAGAGCCGUUUCAGUAUGGUAAAUGAGAUUCUACAGGAUAUUCUAGAUGCUCAUAUUGAACUGAACAGCGCUUUGGAGCUCUCGCCAAUGCAUUCGGUGGUGAAUCAUCAGCGCUAUGCGCACCGGUUACGCAAUUUGAUCAGCACACCAAUGCAGCGGUACAGUGUUACCUCGAUUAUACGCCAGAAUCCAGAGUAUGCCAUCAAGCAGGUGGCCAACAUACACAAUCUGCUGUGCGACAUUUGCCACACUAUCGAGGAGUACUUCACGUAUCCGCUGCUCGGCAUUAUAGCUAUAUCAUUUUUAUUCAUACUCUUCGACGACUUUUAUAUACUGGAGGCACUGUUGAAUCCGAAGCGCUUGGAUUACUUUGAGGCAGACGAGUUCUUUGCCUUCUUUCUGACCCAAAUGAUGUGGUACAUUGUCAUCAUAUUUCUGAUCGUGGAGGCCAGCAGCAGCACCAUACGCCAUAGCAGCUUCAGCGCAGCCAUUGUCCACAAGAUUCUCAACAUAACCGAUGAAACGGAGCUGCGGGAUCGCCUGUUUCGCCUGUCCCUGCAACUGUCCCACAGGAAGGUGAGAUUCACUGCCGCAGGAUUGUUUCGAUUGGAUCGCACACUGAUAUUUACGAUAACUGGCGCUGCCACCUGCUACCUCAUUAUACUUAUACAGUUUCGUUCCACUCAUCACGUUGAAGAUUCUGAAUCUAACAAUAUUACGGACUAUCUGUAACUCGACUACUAUUGUAAAAUCAAUAUUAUUAAAACAACUUGUUAUCAGAAUUGUUCAAUAAAGUAAAAAUG
Drosophila novamexicana is the source of this 1421-nucleotide messenger RNA. RefSeq names its product putative gustatory receptor 28a (gene Gr28a). NCBI's taxonomy places the organism in Eukaryota, Metazoa, Arthropoda, Insecta, Diptera, Drosophilidae. The record is from RefSeq and is a predicted model, not a curated record. The transcript is spliced from 3 exons. Bases 16 to 1350 code for a protein of 444 amino acids. Gene Ontology annotation, biological process: sensory perception of taste. Gene Ontology annotation, cellular component: membrane; neuronal cell body; dendrite.